AUGAAAGAUGAAACAUAUAGAAGAUUGUUAAACAGGAUAAUAAAAUCGAUCGAUCCAUUUUAUGAAACAAAAAAGUAUAAUGAUGUUGAUGAUCUUCUAGAAACAGCUGUUCAAAAAGUAUAAUCAUUAGUUAAAUAAAAAAAAAAAAAUAAAGAAAAUGAUGAAUUCUCUUUGAAUAGUUAAAAAGAACCAUUUAAUUUGGAAUUAUCUCAAAUAGUUUAAAAUUGA
Messenger RNA from Paramecium tetraurelia, 228 nucleotides. RefSeq lists its product as uncharacterized. Lineage: Eukaryota; Ciliophora; Oligohymenophorea; Peniculida; Parameciidae. The transcript has 2 exons. The record is from RefSeq and is a predicted model, not a curated record.